Blumeria graminis f. sp. triticale is the source of this 561-nucleotide messenger RNA. NCBI's taxonomy places the organism in Eukaryota, Fungi, Ascomycota, Leotiomycetes, Helotiales, Erysiphaceae. The record is from the annotation of a GenBank genome assembly.
AUGUAUUGCUCAUUACUCCUCCGCCUCUGUUACAUAUCGUUCAUCCUAGCGUUUUCAAAGCAAGUGAACAGCUAUCCAAGUUCUGAAAGCGUCAGAGAUCUACCAUUAUGUGCUAAACAAUGUGCUGCACAGAUACACGCCGCCAUGAGCGGAUGUCCUCUCGCAAAUAAGAAUUGUGCUUGUAAAUUUUUGGACUCUUACACGCUCUGCGCCAUUUCAAAUUGUCAUGGACUUGACCUAGCCCCGGCUGUACGAGCUCCUUUGCAAGCAUUUAUUCCCGAAGUUGUCCUUGCAAAUGAUGAUUUAGAAGUUAUCUGUGUAAACGGAAAAACGCGUACCGAAAAGCAUCCCACCUCUACGACCCCUUCUCUAGUUGGUCAUGGUAUGGUCAUGACGCUUGGGAAAAACGGUGGCUUAGAUGCAGUAGUGGAAGAACUAGACGAAUCUUCGAACCUUGGUGAAGAUAUUCACGUCAAUAUCGCUGAUUCUAAUAAUGAAACUGUUAAGGAUGAUGUUUUAAUACUCAAAAAUUUAAUAGAAGAGCCUGGAAAUAGUGGGUAA